AUGCAGCAGUCGAUGUUGACGGCAACAGGGCUGCCGUGCCCAAGGCGUGUGGCGCUGGCGCCCGUUUUUGGAGUCCGUGGUUCAGCAAGGAAGGCUUUUGGGGGCAGGAAAUUUGUGGUCAAGGCGGUUCAGCAGAGACACCAGAACGAACGCAAGCAUGAUGUGCACGCCAAAGAGCAUGCAGCCAAGGCCAUUGCUGCGGCAUCAUUGCUGGCUGCCUUUCCAGCGAAUGCUGACACCGCAGAGAUCUCAGCCAGGGGCCCAGACCUUGUGGACUCCACUGUCGGCACCCUCAUCGACGUUGUGAAGGCCGCUGGGAGUGCUGCGAAGACGGGCUUGGACUAUGUGGGUGUGGGGCUGUCAUAUGCAAAGAACGUCUACAACCAAGCCGCUCCAGUGGUCAAGGACGUCACAGACACCGCAGCACCCUAUGUCAAGAAGGGCAUUGAGACCGCCAACGAGGUGGCUGCGCCCGUCGUCAGGGCUGCAGAGCCUGUUGUGAAGGCUGGUGUGGGAGAGGUGGAGAACUUCCUGGCAAAGCAGGGCCUGAACGCCAGCGUGAUUGUGGAUGGGGCGAGGAAAGCAACAGACUCGGCUUCAGAUGCGCUGACCAGCGCCAAGCCCACACUGGACAGCACAGUCACCACGCUGUCCAGCACCAGCCCUGUGGUCAUUGGGGAGUAUGUCCUGGGCCUGCUCGCCCUUUACUACCUGGGUCCCGGCAUUGUGAAGGGCAUCUUUGGCUCCUUCCGCGGGUAUGCCGGGAACAUCAGUGCCGCAGGCGCUCUGGAUGCCAUCAGCAACGAUGGCAACACCCUCCUCAUUGACAUCAGGACUGACAGGGAGAAGGAGUCGUCUGGAGUGCCGGAUGUGCCCAACUCAGGGCGUGUGGUGGAGCUGGAGUAUGCCUCCAUCAGCGACAGGAAGAUCAGGGGCCAGCUGCGCAACCCCAGCGAGAUUGAGAAGACGGUGACGGUGCUGUCUAUUGCGGCGUUGAAGAAGGUGAGCAAGGGCACAAAGAUCCUGCUGCUCGACCGGAACGGCGGCCAGUCCAAGGCAGUGGCCAAGGAGCUCGCCAAGAAGGGCUUCAAGAAGGUCUCGUCAGUUGAGGUGUUGUCUCCCAUUUUUGGCACACAGCGCAGCUCCACACAGAGGGGCACAUCGCAGCGGGGCACGAAGCAGGUACUGAUGAGGCCAGGAAAGUUCUCUCUGCGCACUUUCGUGCUGGGCUCCUUGAAGCUGAAGCCAGCCAUGCAUCCUCACAUUGCCAGCAAUGUCCAGCAUCAAGGAGCCUUGGCAAUGUUUGCUCUGAGGUUUGCUGCAGGCAAUACUGACCUGACUGGCACAAGCAAAAUUAUUCAUGUAGUCUCUCACACAUUCAAAUACAGUGAGGACCUCAAGACUGCACUCGAGGUGGAAGAUGUGUCUGAAACCAUCCUGCUUGGCAGCUGCCAUGUCCUGACAUGUGAUGAUGCUGAGACCUUUGGAGACGAGAUCUUCCUGACUGCUCUCUGCCAGGCCCUCGUUGCAGACAGCAUUCCCAUGCACACAGCUCCUGCUCUGGGUAAGACCUUUGGCAGAGGCUUCCAUGGCAUGGCCAGCGACCGUGCACAGAAUGCAAGCAGGAAUGGAGGGCAUGCAGCCAGCGCAGAGCACCCACCAGCACCAAUUGCAGCAGAAAUGGAACAGCCGCAGAGCGCAGAGAAUGACAGGCAGGCGUUCAGCGGCGGUGUGGCAAAGCCCCGGCCACAACUGCAGAUUGGCGUGUCACCAGCGCAGCAGCGCGCAGAAGCAGUUGAGCGCAAGACCAAAAGGUCUCAGACGCCUGCAGCUGCCACAGGCCGCCUCAACCUCAAGCGCACGCGGCGUCACUAG
This is a messenger RNA of Coccomyxa subellipsoidea C-169, 1875 nucleotides long. RefSeq lists its product as hypothetical. Gene Ontology annotation, biological process: de-etiolation; regulation of stomatal closure; cellular response to calcium ion. Bases 1 to 1875 code for a protein of 624 amino acids. The record is from RefSeq and is a predicted model, not a curated record. Lineage: Eukaryota; Viridiplantae; Chlorophyta; Trebouxiophyceae; Coccomyxaceae. The transcript has 13 exons.